CUGUUGCGUGCUGGUGCUCCAGCUACUGUCGAACAUUACCUUCAGCCGCCAUGACCAACGGCUGGGUCGCCCUCUCGCACAUCCUUGGAUGGAUCGGAACCGCCGCAUGGUCCAUAUCCUUCUAUCCCCAGCUCAUCAUCAACUACCGGCGCAAGUCGGUCGAGGGCCUCAGCAUCGACUUCUUCAGCCUCAACCCACUCGGCUUCGCCUGUUACACCGUCUACAACGUCGCUCUUUACGCGUCACCGACGGUCCGCAGGCAGUACGGCGAGCGACACGACGGGCACUACCCGCAGGCGCAGGCGAACGACAUUGCCUUCGCCGUCCACGCCCUCGUCUUUUCGCUCAUCACGCUCGGGUCCAUCUUUGUCUACAAGCGCGACCCGAAGCAACGCUUGUCCAAGUUCAACGGCGCCGUCCUCACUUUUCUGCUCGGCUCGAUCGCUCUCGGCACCAUCCUCGUCGCGACCCGUCGCAUACUUGCGCUCGACCUCAUCCUGUGGCUCAGCUACGUCAAGCUGUACAUCUCGACGACCAAAAUGCUGCCGCAGGCGUGGAUCAACUACCGCCGCAAGAGCACAGUCGGCUGGAGUAUCGAGAACAUCCUCCUCGACUUUACCGGCGGCGUCUUGUCCUUGAUCCAGCUCGUCAUCGACUCGUGGGUCGACGGCGACCUGCGCGGCAUCAUCGGCAACCCGGGCAAGCUCGGCUUGGGCCUCCUCGCGCUCGGGUUCGACGUCCUCUUCAUGCUGCAGCACUUUGUCCUGUACCGCGGUGCGCGCGUCGAUGAGGAUCGGGAUCGAGCGGGCGACGAGGCGGGUGCGCAGCCAUCUUCUGCGUCGGGGACCACAGCGGGGGAGAGCGAGCCACUUCUCGGCUCGCGGGGACGGGCGAGCGACUCUGUGUAGACCUCUCUAUGUUGUGCAACGUGGCCCUUCUCGAUGUCAGA
Rhodotorula graminis WP1 is the source of this 949-nucleotide messenger RNA. RefSeq lists its product as uncharacterized. Gene Ontology annotation, cellular component: vacuolar membrane; fungal-type vacuole. Lineage: Eukaryota; Fungi; Basidiomycota; Microbotryomycetes; Sporidiobolales; Sporidiobolaceae. Gene Ontology annotation, biological process: L-cystine transport. The coding region runs from base 51 to 908 and encodes 285 amino acids. Gene Ontology annotation, molecular function: L-cystine transmembrane transporter activity. The transcript is spliced from 8 exons. The record is from RefSeq and is a predicted model, not a curated record.